AUGGCAUCAGCAUCUCCAGACUCGUACGAGGUACGAGAGACGGCGAACCUGGCCAAGGUCAUGGGCCCCGAUGAGAAUAGCUAUACGGCGUCCGCGAAGCGCAUCCCGAUGCCCGACGGUGUCGAGUUGGCCGGCGACUUCUACCAGCCCGAUCUCCCGGCGGGCCGCAAGCCACACGGGCUCAUCUACGUGCUCUGCCCCUAUGGCCGCGCGGGCGUCAUGACCCUCACCAACGCUAAGGCCUUCGCUGGGCGCGGAUACAUGGUCCUCCUGGUCAGCUGUCGCGGCACGGCCGGCUCAGGGAGCGUCUUUGUUGCGGCCAUGACGGAGCAGGCAGACUCGCAGGCCGUCGUCAAGUGGAUGCGCCAGCAGCCCUACAUGGGCUACGUCCAGUGGGCGCUGCUGCGAGAUCCGCCCGAGGACCUCGUCGCGUCCGUCAACCUGUGCAGCGUUUUCGGCAACUCGCUGCUUGUCUGGACAAACGGCGCGUAUCGUAUGGACCGUAUUUCCUGGUCCCACAUGGUCGCCAGGCAGGAUCAGAUCACUAGCGCCGGAUGCUCGAGCAUACUCGACCCGAUGAAACUGAUGUUGACCAUGCAGGCCACCCCCAUUUCCGAAGCGGCGGAGAAGUUCUUCGAAGGGAGGGCGUCUUACGCACUGGAUGCCAUGAAAACUCCAAAUGUCGAUGACCCUUUCUGGGCCCAGGCCAAGCACCGCGCAGCUCUUGAACACAUCAAGAUACCCUUGCUCCUCCGGGGCGGGUGGUACGAUACCUUGACAGUUCAGACCAUGGCAGCGUACGCUCGCGUACGCGACCGCGGCAUCAAGGUCUACCUGACAGUCGGAUCAUGGACGCAAAUCGAGGCCUGCGGGACGAAUGCGAUGCCCGAGGUCUUCGAUUUCUUGGAUGAGUACUUCACAGGCCGGAAAAAGGACCACCGCCCGCUUUCGGUCAGGGUCUUUUACCUCCACGGCGACAAGACUAUCGAUGAACAACUCCCGGCAGCCGACUCGCCCCCUGCAUCCUUCACCUACGAUCCCCACAACCCCACACCGACAGUUGGCGGGCCCCUGAUGGCCCGCGGCGGACGGGUGGACGAUAGUGUCUACACUUCGAGACCCGACGUCCUCGUCUACACGAGCCCACCGCUGACCCAGGACGUCAAAAUGAUGGGCAAGCCCGUCGACGCUCAGGGCGGCAUGUUUUCGCUCGCGCUGGUGGAUCGAGCGCACGUAUUCAAGAAGGGCACGCGUAUCAGGGUGAUAGUAGCCGGCGGCUCCUUCCCCCUGAUAGCGCGGAAUCCGGGGACGGGGGUGAACCGAACUCUGGCGGAAGAGCUCAAGGCCGUGACGCACACUGUUCAGCAUGGGAGUAGGGUCUCGAUGCUCAUUCUGCCAUGUUCGGUUUGA
Lasiosphaeria miniovina is the source of this 1410-nucleotide messenger RNA. Its product is annotated as galactose-binding domain-like protein. NCBI's taxonomy places the organism in Eukaryota, Fungi, Ascomycota, Sordariomycetes, Sordariales, Lasiosphaeriaceae. The transcript is spliced from 4 exons. Gene Ontology annotation, molecular function: dipeptidyl-peptidase activity. The record is from RefSeq and is a predicted model, not a curated record. Bases 1 to 1410 code for a protein of 469 amino acids.